Messenger RNA from Carcharodon carcharias (great white shark), 2667 nucleotides. RefSeq lists its product as uncharacterized. The transcript has 6 exons. Lineage: Eukaryota; Metazoa; Chordata; Chondrichthyes; Lamniformes; Lamnidae. The record is from RefSeq and is a predicted model, not a curated record. Bases 1 to 969 code for a protein of 322 amino acids.
AUGGCGGCCGCCAUGGAGACCUUGGUCCAGGACGUUGGACAAGCAGUUUCGAAAUUUCAACUCAUCCAGGAAUGGAUGUUGGAUAAGCAGUCUGACAACACAGAGGCAGUGGAGAGGGCGAGCAAUGUUGAUGCAGUAGAGCUGGGAGAUGUCAGCGUACACUUGAAAUCUGACUUCAUGAGAAAAAGGAUAGUGUCAAGGAUAGAUGAAACCUUCAAGAAGAACCUGCAAAGCUUCAGUGGCCAUCAUAAAUCAAGCCAAACGUCCAGCCAUGUGCUCAGCAAGCAGAACUCUGUAUCCAGCCAGCUACUUGUUGGAGAAUGGGAGAAAGAAAGAAAGGCGACAAAUAAGACUCGGUCUGAGAGAGGAGAGUUUGGGACUGAGCUUGGACAGACAAACCCUGGGUUUACUGAGGAAUCCAUUGAGUCCACAAACAUGGGAAUAGCCUCAGAGGAAAAUAUCGUGGUUGGAAUCGUAAAAGAUGUUGCUAGUUAUAAAGACAACAAGGAAGUGUUCCACUUUGAUUUUGGACAUCAGUACUUCUAUGAGACCAAGAAGGAAUGUAAUGAAACAUGCAUUAGUAAAGCAGCAGACUGGUCUGAUGAUGCGAUUCGGCAGUGUUGGAGAAACCUGUUUGCGGUGGUAAGGAUCCUGGUGAACAUGGUCACUUUGUUUUUGAUUGAGCUGGUAAAUUUCUUAUGCCGGUCGGUCUUCCAGGUCCUGUUGGUGGGACUCUUGAUGGUAAUCGGAGAUCACCUACUGAAGCCACUCCUGGUAGCCUUGUUCAACAGUCUGCUGCAGCCCAUCAUGAUAUUUCUGCUGAACAUUUUCAUCGGAGUAAGAAACCUCUUGAACCCUUUAAUUGAUAUCUUCAGGAGACUGUUAAUGCAGAUAGCUGCUGUGUUGCAUGCCUUUAGGCUAGUGGAGGUGAAUUUGAAUCAAACUCCAUCCAAAUAUUGGGAAUUGUAGCCAAGCAAGUUAUCUGUCCUAGGAUGAAUAUGCAAAGCCUUGAAGAUGAGGGUGAAGGAUGGCUGAAAGUGGGAAUCCCUAUGUUGGAUUGUUCAGCAACUGGUAACUGUUUUUAACCUCUCUGGUCAGUUCAUAGGCAGCUUUUAGUAGCUAUUGGUUCAUAGCCAGUUGUACCAAUUAUGCAUUCUAUGAAAUAGGAAUUUUACACUUUAAGUGAGCACUCCUUCUCCCAUGUCCCAUUGUUAUACGAAACUUAAAUAGUGCUUGUACUCAGUUCUCUGUUGUUCAAGCUUUGGUCACUUUUUGCACUUAUUGUCUUUUCUUCAAGGUGCUGACUGUGCUUGCACUAGCUUUUUUUUCCAAAGCCUUUUGAGUUUUGCGCUGAUGAGUCUUGGUCAUUGCUUUCACUUGUGCUGCCUUGCAUACAACUCAUUAAGUGUUUGCACUCGUACUCUCUUAUACAAGACUUAUCAAGUAUUUGUGCUUAUGCUGUCUUCUGCAAAGCUUGCUGAGAAUCUGUGCUCAAUCAUCCUAUUAUAUAAGGGCUGACCAGUGUUUAGGCUUAUAUUGUUCCUUAUAUGAAACAUUGCAAGUGCAAUUAAGUGAAAGUGAUCUGCUGUUUUGUGUGUAGAAGUGUUACUGUCAUUUCUCAAGGAUGUGAUUACUUGCACUAAGCUCUGGAAUCAAGAUUGGGGAUUUCCUUGUGGCUCACAAGAUAAAUUCAGCCUCUAAGUAGAUACAGAACCAUUAGAAACAUAAGGUUACAUGUUUGAUUUCUGGCCUGUGUUUAAUUAGCUGAUCUCAGCCAGAAUGCUAGUGGACUACUACAAUUAACCUCAAUUUAUCCAUGUUUGGCAGGGGAUAAAUUACCUUGGAUUCCCACUCUUUAUUGCCAUCCAGUGGAAAGUGUGUGUGUAUGUGUGUGUGUGUCAAGAGUUGGCAAGGACAGGUUGUGCUUGGCUGUGAUGCACUACAUGUUGGUAUAGCCUCUCUACACUAAGGUCAGGGUCAUGACAUUCUGGGGGUCAGCUCUGCCACCACAGGUGCAAUGGACUGAAACCUCUACCCUCCCUAGACCCAGGGAGAGGGGCCAUUUACAUGGUCAGUAUGAGCACAUCACACCUGCAGGAACACUUGUUCCAAAUUGGCAGCUGGAAUGUCAAAUUGGUGCAGUGGCACUCCAAUAGCAAAAAGGUCUGGCGAUGUCGUAAAGAAGCUGCUGUCCUUCACCUUUUUUGCUCCAUGUGAAGGAGCUGGCCUCUCUGGGAAGGUCAGAGAUGAUUUUGAUUAUUUUUCCACAGUAAAUAUUUCAGGCCUUUUUCAGGGCUUCAUUGGGCCUCAUAGCAACUCUCAAUUGAUGCACAUCUGUUAAAGCCUAAAGAAAACAUGAAGGGUGAAAUUUCCACAGUAGCCCAGAAACUCCUUCAGAAACAUCCCUUUGAUAAGGAGAACUGCUUACAGCCCCACACAUCAGAAUUUAAAGAGUGACCAUGAAAUGGAGUGGAAUCACAGCAUAACAAAGUCCCACCCCAAAUUCUUGGUGCCUUGUCCCUGACUGAAAAUUGGGCUUUCUGUUCUCCCCAAACCCAAAAAUGCUUGAGUCUGAGAGUUUAAGCUCAUAUGAAGAAUGAUCAAGUAGGUGAUGUACUGGAACCUCAUAGCUAAUUUUACCAUUGUGAUUUUUAAGGUAAAUGUAUA